AUGGCAGCGGCACAAAGCGCCCCAACGGAUCUAGAUAUCCCUCCUUCAGAGGUAUCCGCUAGCGCUUCACGUGUCAUUAAUCCCCACGGUUCACAUCGCGGCUCCCAUCAUUCAUCGACCUCACUCCGAGCUCAACGUCUUGCGGCAAAAGCACUACAUGCACGUCGCUUAGCCGAACUUGAGGCCGACCGAGACCGCGCCGCCGCUGAGCGAGAGCGUGCCGCCGCAGAGCGGGAGUGCGCUGCCGCCGAGCGCGAGCGAGCCGCCGCCGAUCGGGACCGUAUGGUAGCUAACUUAGAAUUAGAGGCUGAAUUAGCGGCUAUUGAUGAAGCUGCCAGCUUGCACUCACAGUCGUUUAGAAGCUCUAGAGUAGAAAAUUGGGUAUCUCAUACUAACGCAUCUUUGUCUGAGAGACAGAUUAUGCCGUCCCAGCACACACCUGCGCCACAAGUGCCUGGUGUUUCCUGCCCAAUGCUGGCCACAGACUGCGAGCGUGUGGUCUCGCCUGGCGUCUGUGUCACUGGCAUCAGUGCCGGUGCCGCGGCGCGCGAGCACGCGCCCCACAUCGCAUCUGUCCAACCGUCAUUGGAAGUACCGGAAGCAUCAUUACGAUGCGGCCGCAAGCGCGCUGCCUCGCCAGGCGUUGCAAAUAUAUUAUUUGCGACGCGCGAGCACGCGCUUCCUUCUGCGCCCGCACCGUACGCAGUGGCAGCAUCAAGUGCCCACGGCGUAACCUCCACCCAAAACUACAGCUACGGUGUGCCUCAGCCAGGCAUUACUGCGACACUGGGAGCUACAAAUGAAGCUGGCGCGUUUCAAUCUAAGCCGCCCUCUCACGUUCAUAAUCCUUAUACACAGACACACACGUUAGGUACACAAAACGAAUUUAUUUGUAACCAAAAUAAAAAUGACCGCUCACAUGUACCUACCACUUCACAAAACCAACCCAGUGACUUCCUGAAGUUGGCUGAAGUCAUAAGUGACCUCGCCCGUUGUAGCAGUGGAAAAAUUAACCCAGGUACGGUAGUUAGCUUGCCUAUAUUUUCCGGCACGUCACCCACUCAUUGGUUAACAUUUAGAAGUUCAUAUCUAAAUUCCAAAAAUAUGUUUUCGGCGACGGAAAAUAUAGGUCGAUUAAAUAAUGCACUCCGAGGAGCCGCCCGUGAUGCUGUCAUUUCCCUCCUGGCCUUGUCGCAAGACCCAGAGGAAAUCAUGGCGGCUCUGCAGGAGCAGUUUGGUCAACCUGAGCUUCUGAUCCGUCACUUAGUAUCAGAAGUUAAGGCCAUGUCCAAGCUGUCAGCAUCUGACGGUGGCAAGGAACUCCACCAGUUAGCUUGUGUGGUACGCAACUGUGUCCACACCAUAAAGAUGUUGGGUUCUGUGGAGUACCUCGCCUCUCCAGAGUUGUUGCAUAGUGUGCUACUUAAAUUAACUCCACUGAUACGUGAGAAAUGGGUUGAUUAUGCAUUCAUAAAUGCCGAUACCGGGUUCCAAUAUAAAUUAGAAUUGCUUUCCGCCUUUCUCACACAUCAGUCUCGAGUUCAUUUGAGGUUUGGCAUUAUCGAUGACAUUUCGCGCCCUAAGCCCAUAGAAAAGGCUCGCACGCAUGUCACGACUAAUGUCAGCUCAGACGAAAGUCCGAGUGACAUAUGUUAUGCCACCGCCUCAAACUCCAUAGCUCGUAAGUUGUCAAAAGGCAAAGUUACUCCAUCUACGGCCGCAGUUAAUAACAAUAGGCCCUCAAAUUCUCCCUCUAUUGCUUAUUGUUUAUACUGUAAAAAGAAUGGUCAUGAGGUCUCAAAUUGUGAUUUAUUUAAAAAUAUUUCUGUUAAUGAAAGAUGGGAUUGGGUUAAAAAUAAUAAAGUUUGUCAAAGAUGUCUCAAGCGGGGCAAACAUUAUUAUAGGACUUGCAAAGGUAACUGUAGGGUAAUAAAUUGCAAAGGUGGAUAUUACCAUCAUGAGUUACUUCACAAACAGUUAACAAAUUCUGUUCAUUACAGUUCAACAACAACUGGCGAACGUGAAGUAAGUUCGGAGAGUGAAGUCGCACCAGUAAUUGUGGCCCACGCUCACGGCAGCAGUGCGAUACCAUGCGAGACGCCUUCUCCUUCGCGCUCACUUCUUAAAGUGCUGCCGGUAACUGUAACUGGACCAAAGGGUGAGAUGGAUAUUUACGCUUUAUUGGAUGACGGGUCUACAGUUACUCUGAUUGACCAAAUAGUAGCCGACACAAUUGGUGCACAAGGGCCGAAAGGCACUAUUCAAGUUAAUUGUGUGGGCGGCUUGGCGAAAGAUUCUGUAGUAACCUACAUUGAUAUUAACAUCAAAGGCAAGCACUCUGUCGAAACCUUUAAUUUAAAACGAGUUCGCUCAAUACCUAAUUUGGGUGUAGCAUGCCAAACAAUUCGUACUGUAGAUGUUGCAAAGUUCUCUCAUCUUCAGGAUUUGGUAAAAGAACUGUCUUACGAGGAAGCCAAGCCUCUCUUAAUAAUUGGUAUUGACAAUUGGCAUUUGUCAUUACCGCAUGGCAUCCGACGCGGUUCUCGUAACCAACCUGUGGCUGUCCAAACCGUUCUAGGAUGGACAAUGUUCGGUAGGCUUCCGGGUAAAUCCGCGGAGUUUAUCCAUCAUAGCUCGGUUUCCGAUUUAGAAUCUUUAAUAAAAGAACAUUAUCAUCUCGAUUCGAUUGGCAUUACAAAAAAGGACUUCCACAGCAUAAACGAUGAGCGAGCUUUGGCUAUUUUAAAUGAAACCACCCAACGUCUUCCGUCAGGUAGGUUUGAGACUGGUUUGCUCUGGCGACCUGAUAUCAUCUCAAUUCCAAACAGUUAUAAAUUAGCUUUAUCCAGAUUUCAUAGUUUAGAAAGAAAGUUUAAAAAGGAUCAAAAUUAUGCCGAAGCUUAUAAACAGUAUAUAAAUGGGAUGAUAGAGAAAGAUUACGCAGAGCUUUGUACUAAUGUACCUCCUUUAGGUAAUUUAUGGUAUUUGCCUCAUUUUGGAGUAUAUCACCCCCAAAAGAAAAAGCUGAGGCUCGUUCAUGAUGCCGCAGCUAAAUGUUCAGGAGUUAGCCUAAAUUCUCUGCUACUCCCUGGUCCUGACCUCUUACAACCCUUAUUAGGAAUUCUCAUGCGUUUUAGGGAAGGUGAGGUAGCCCUCAACGGAGACAUUCGUGAAAUGUUCCCGCAAACAAAAAUUAGGGCACAAGAUAGAGAUGCACAACGUUUUCUCUGGCGAGACGAUCCUUCUCUACCUAUAGCAGAAUAUAGAAUGUCUUCCAUGAUCUUCGGCGCCACCUCCAGUCCGUGCACCGCCAUUUUUCUAAAAAAUAAAAAUGCUUUAGAGCACCAGACUAAGUUUCCCGAAGCAGCAGAGGCUAUUGUUAGAGACCAUUACAUGGACGACUACCUUGGAAGUGUAGACAGCCCAGAACUCGCCGCUCGAUUAGUUGCAGAUAUCGUCACCGUGCAUAAAGCAGCCUGUUUAGAGAUGCGCUCAUGGGUAUCCAACAACCCCAAAGCGCUUACAACAAUAAGUCCUGACUUGUGGGCUGCCGACACAUCCGAGGUAGGUCUCGGACCGACAUCUCCUUCGCAAGUUAGAAUUUUAGGGGUGGCCUGGAACAUCAAGGAAGAUACUCUUAAUUUUAGAAAGUCCACAGAACUGCCUACCAGUGUGACAAAAAGAGUAGUCUUGUCCCAUCUCAUGAAGGUUUACGAUCCUCUUGGAUUUUUGAUGCCACUAACCAUCACCGGUCGCAUCUUAUUUCAGGAAACAUGGAGAAUGGGUAUUGACUGGGACGAGGAGUUGCCCGCCUCUGCUAAGGCAAAGUGGCAGACUUGGUUCGCCGGUAUAGCAGAAGUCUCGGCCAAAAUUAAAAUACCACGCUGUUACCGAACCAGAUUUGCUGCGGAAUGCCAGCUCCACGUCCUAGCCGACUCAAGUGAAUCCGCUUACGCUUGUGUGGCGUUUUGGCGUUUUGUCCACCAGGACCAAUCUGUUCAUUUGGCUCUUAUAGGUGGAAAAGCGCGCCUAGCCCCUUUAAAGCCUGUGUCUAUCCCACGGCUCGAGUUACAGGCGGCUCUCAUGGCUUCUCGAUUCGCAACUUACAUCCUGGAGGCACACCGUCUUGUUGCUUCUAGAGUUUUCUUUUGGACGGAUUCCCUAACGGUUUUAAAGUGGUUGCGUAGCGAUGCCCGCACGUUUAAGCCGUUUGUUGCUCACCGUGUAGGAGAAAUAUUAGAGACUACAAACGUUGCCAAUUGGCGUUAUGUUCCAUCGGCCUUAAAUGUAGCAGAUGAUGCUACACGCGGUCUAUACUCUCUUUCCUCUUCCUCUCGAUGGUAUACUGGUCCAGAUUUUCUUUUGUCUCCACCAGACGAAUGGCCUCGCGAGCCUGCGGUCAUUGCUCCACUAGUAAUUGAGGAACUAAAACCCGAACACGCGUUAACAUUUUUGCUAACCGAACAUCCGGAAAUGCCAUCUCCGAUCGUAGCGAAUCACGAUCAUUUCGGUCGUUGGGUUCGGUUGGUUAGAGCAACCGCUCGUGCACAUUAUUGUGCUAAAAUAUUUCGGUCGCUUUUGAAAAAACCUCCAAAUUCAAAAUUAAAGAGUGCUGCCUUCAAGGUCUCCUUCAAAGUUUUGAAACCUCUUUCGGCCGCAGAAAUCUUGGAGGCCGAGAGGCACCUAUUUUUAUAUACUCAAUUGGAAUCAUUUAAACACGAAUUCUUGAGUCUUACCGCGGGUCUUCCCCCAACUAAUCAAGGGAGGCUUAGAGGUCUUGUGCUGAUGUUGGGAGAAGACGGUUUAAUCCGUUUAAAUGGAAGAAUUCGUGCUGUAUUAGAUGCUCCCGCGCAGGACAUUAACCCUAUUGUUUUAGACGGUCGACAUCCAAUUGUAAAACUCCUUCUCGAUCACUAUCAUCGGAAAUUUGGUCAUGGUAAUAUCGAGACCGUCGUUAACUUCCUGCGCGGCAAAUUUUAUAUAAUAGCUUUACGCCCAAGUGUCAGGUCUGUUGCCAAACAAUGCAGUUUCUGUAGGAUUAGGAAGCUUCUCCCAUCUACGCCUCAAUUUGGUGAUCUUCCUGAAGAUAGGUUAUCCCAUCAUCAGCGCGCGUUUUCCUUCUGCGGUCUUGAUUACUUCGGUCCAGUUGAAGUUGCCGUUGGGCGCAGACGAGAAAAACGCUGGGUAGCUCUAUUCACAUGCCUUACCAUCAGAGCCGUUCAUUUGGAGAUCGUAGGAAGCCUUUCCGCAGAUGCUGCUAUCAUGGCCCUAAGAAGAUUUAUUGCUCGUAGAGGAUGUCCAGCGAGAAUCAUCUCAGAUAACGGCACGGCUUUUGUCGGCGCAGCCAACCAACUCACAGACGUUUUCGACUUCGCGGCCAACCAUAAAAUAGAGUGGGUCUUCAUUUGUCCAGCGGCACCAUCAAUGGGAGGUGCGUGGGAACGCUUAGUGCGAUCAAUAAAGUCUGCGCUUUCCGUAACCCUGAAAGAACAAGCUCCAAGAGAGGAAGUAUUGAGUACCCUACUUCUGGAAGCGGAAGCAGUAGUCAAUUCUCGCCCGCUGACACACGUACCAGUAGAGCCGGAGACACUACAGGCCCUCACACCCUUCUAUUUUUUAUUGGGCACACCAUCAACCGAGUCGGUCCGUCCCCGCACCGAUGCAGAUCUUUGCCGUCGCUUAGACCACAGGAAGGUACUGCGGUUAGCGGAGCUGUUUUGGGCCAGAUGGCUUCAUGAAUACCUACCCACGUUGAUUCCACGAAAGGCCGGAUCGACGCAAGCCAAAUUCAAAGUGGGAGAUCCAGUUCUGGUGGCGGAUCCAAAUCUUCCGCGAGGAACCUGGCCCAAAGGCCGUAUUUCUAAGAUAUUCACCGGUCCUGACGGAGUGGUCAGGGUGGUGGAGAUCCGGGGAAGCAUGGGGAUCUUGAAAAGACCAGUGCGCAAAGUGUUGCCCUUACUCCUAGAGCAGGGCACCCAAGAAAACUGCGCACAGUCGCCACUAUAG
This is a messenger RNA of Achroia grisella, 6006 nucleotides long. RefSeq lists its product as uncharacterized. Lineage: Eukaryota; Metazoa; Arthropoda; Insecta; Lepidoptera; Pyralidae. The transcript has a single exon. The record is from RefSeq and is a predicted model, not a curated record. Gene Ontology annotation, molecular function: nucleic acid binding. Bases 1 to 6006 code for a protein of 2001 amino acids. Gene Ontology annotation, biological process: DNA integration.